This is a messenger RNA of Lichtheimia ornata, 1554 nucleotides long. RefSeq lists its product as uncharacterized. The coding region runs from base 1 to 1554 and encodes 517 amino acids. Gene Ontology annotation, molecular function: protein binding. The transcript has 3 exons. Lineage: Eukaryota; Fungi; Mucoromycota; Mucoromycetes; Mucorales; Lichtheimiaceae. The record is from RefSeq and is a predicted model, not a curated record.
AUGACGACCACGCUCAAGACGAGCACGGCCCCACAUAUUCAUACAGCAAAUGGGCAAUGCAACUCAACCAGCUGUAACUCACCACACCGCCUUUGGCGUACAUUGCAAACCAUCAUCCAGACCGAUGCCAAGGACGAGUUUUUACGGCUCUGCAAACGGACACCCACAGAUAUUCUUGUGCGCGUUUUGCUGACAUCUCGUAUUGCCAAUGAUCCAGCAUUGUAUUCACCCUCGCAAAAGUCGCGUGUUGUGCAAUUCCCCCGCCAAGUACGUCCGGAGGCCGUGCGCAAGUUUGGCAAGUCAGCCACAGACUUGAAUGCAGUGCAACUUGCUUUGAUCGAUGCCGAUAAGAACAACAACAAUAAUGGCCAAAUGGCUAUGAUGAUUCUCAGCUUUCUGCGUGAGCAUGCCACAAGUAUGGAGUGCCAUCAAUUUGUCAAUCAUAUCUGGGGCCAAGGCAACACCACACUACAUCUGGCGUGUUUCUGGAACUUGCCCCGACUGGUGCGACUUUUGCUCGAUAUGGACAACAGUGGUGCAGCCAUGCUCAAUCGGAAGAAUGCUAGGUCGAUAAGCCCUCAAGAUUGUUGUUCUUCGCCAUCUGUCUUAGCACUCUUAACCCCUACUAAUAAGCGUUCAACAAGAGCAUCUGUGCCUACAGUGACAACAGCACCCAUAAACACGGCAAAAGCUGCUACUUCUACUCUUCCUUCGCCUCCGCCUACGCCUACUGGUACCACUGGUCGACCUUCCAUGUUGUUGAAAAAGGCAACGGAGAAAAGAGGCUUCUUGGCAUAUGGAGCAACCCCAUCGCCAACAGUGGUAGCCGCUGUGCAAACUGAGUACUUUCAGCAGCAACAAAAAACAGUGACACCACCACCCAACCCCACAUCUGCAACCACAGAGUCAAAGUUUGUUCCCAUGACAUUUUCGAGCUCCACAUCGUCAUCAUCAUUCUCUUCGUUGUCGUCUACAGAAGGAAAAGACGAUCAUUGUUGGACACCACCUCCUUCUCCCAUUGCUGGUCAUCCUUGGUCACCAGCACCAUCCCCUGUGUCGACACCUAUUGAUGAAGUACAUUUACCAGAAAUUCGCCCAUCUUGUUUUCCUGCCAACCCCAUCAAGCAACCCGUGAUAAAGCAAGUCCGCUUUGACCCACAUGUAACACUGAUUGAUGCAUGUAUCCGUGGGGAUCUUCAAGAGCUUAAGCACUAUUGUGAUAGUCAAGAUCGAAUCGCUGGCGUUGGUGGAAUCCGAAAUCGCUCGCUGUUGCAGGUUGCAUUAAUGCGAGGCCAUGAACAUUUGGUCCACUACCUCGCCGACCAUGUGGAUGUGAAUCAUCAAGAUAGUGACGGGUGGACAGCACUUCAUUAUGCUGCAGCGCUUGGCCUCUGGCGUUCCUUUGAAUUUUUAGCCAGCCUUCCUGACAUAAAUGUCAAUGUGAGAGCACACGAUGGCCUGAUGAUCCAUGAAUGUGUGGAUACCCAAUACGCCCAGAGAAAAUGCCGAUCCAUUAUUGAACGUUGUCGUCGACCCUUUGCUCAAAAAACCUAA